UUACAGCUAAGUACUAACAACAAAAUCCAUCAACGAUGCGACACCGACAACGCUCGAUACACACAUACAAUGUCACAACUUGCCUUCUGUUGUUAUCGCUGCUAGUAGCUGCACCCAUAGCCACAAGCGCCGCCAAACAAUCGCGGUCGGAUUCAGUUGGCAAUGAUAAGCCAAGAGUCGCAGCUGCAGCGGCAACUGCUAAAGCUGUCGGCUACCAAGCGCUUAGCGCCGAAGAAAAUCAAGACGUUGGCUAUUCAGCAGCAAUUGUCACAGGUGAAGUCAAUAAAACUACCAAAGAAGACUCAUUGCUGGCGCUGGAGAACAAUGCAAAAGCCAGCUCUGCACAAAGCGAUGAAAAAACAAAAACCGUUGAGCAGGAAAGCAAGGAAUUACAAUUAGAUAUUGGUGAUGAAGACAUAGAAUUCAUAGACAAAGCCGGCGAAGAAAAUGAUAUUGCCAAUGAUAAGGAGAGCAGCUUGCAAAAGUGCGAUAAAGAGUUGAUUGGUUUCGAGAUUACUACGGGUUAUGUCUUCUCGGCACCCGGAAAGUUGUUAACUUCGAUGCCAGGCACACUGAUGUUAACGGAUUGCUUGGACGCCUGUCGGAAGGAUGCAGCUUGUCAUGCGGCAAAUUAUGAAACUGGCUUAUGUGUGCUCUUCUCAGCAAAUGCGGAUAAGCUGCCAGGUGCCCUUGCCAAGUCCCAGUUCCCCGUGUUUACGCUUUAUGCACAAAAAUCGUGUCUCAACCAACGCCCUUGCUCUCGCGCCUGGUAUAUUGAUCGCGUUCAGGGCUACAAAUUGAACGGCUACACGAAGCGCAAGUUUCCAGCGGAAACUCGUCGCGAUUGCAUACAGUUAUGUUUGGGUCAAACGGAAUUCACAUGCAGAUCGGCCAAUUUUGAUCGCAUUACGAAAACUUGUGAACUCUCCGAAAUGGAUCGUAUGACGCUGAGCGGCUCGAGCGCAUUCCAGCAGCAAGAUACUGUCGAUUAUCUGGAGAAUAACUGCGCCGAUGAGCCAAAUAAAUUGUGUGAAUUCAAGCGCUUACCCGGACGCAUAUUGAAAACGGUGGAUUCGGUGUAUCAGGAUAUUGGCAGUUUUGAUGAGUGUCGUGAUUUAUGUUUGAAUGCGCCAUACAGAUGCCACUCGUACGACUACGGCGACACCGGUGAUAUGGUUUGUCGUCUCUCCCACCACAGCCGCAUCACACUUAACGACGUGCAAGAUCCUUAUCUAUCGGUACCCGAAGCAACGACGUACGAACUCUCAUCUUGCUACAAUGUGACCAUCGAAUGCGGCGCCGGCGAUAUGAUUGCGCGCAUACGCACCUCCAAACUCUUCGAUGGUAAAGUAUACGCUAAGGGUUCACCAAAAUCUUGCGCUGUGGAUGUGAAGAGCUCGCUGGAAUUUGAGCUACGCAUGGGCUAUCAAAAUCUCGAAUGCAACGUGCGUCAAAGCAACACCGGUCGCUAUAUGAAUGAUGUGGUGAUACAACAUCACGACACCAUUGUGACCUCCUCCGAUUUGGGUUUGGCCGUGACGUGUCACUAUGAUUUGACAAAUAAAUCGGUGACGAAUAAUGUGCUGCUGGAUAUUAAGGACGAUUUCGAGCCUGCCUUGAGCGAAGAGGUGAUCGUCGAUUCGCCGAAUGUGUUAAUGAAGAUCACGUCACGUGAUGGCAGUGAUGUGCUGCGCACAGCGGAAGUCGGUGAUCCGUUGGCACUGAAGUUCGAAAUAUUGGAUGCGCAAAGUCCUUACGAGAUAUUCGUGCGUGAGCUCGUUGCCAUGGAUGGUAGCGAUAAUGCCGAGAUUACGCUGAUCGAUUCCAACGGUUGUCCCACCGAUCAAUUUAUAAUGGGUCCGAUUUACAAGAGUGCGGCUUCGGGGAAAGUCUUGCUCGCACAUUUUGAUGCCUUCAAAUUUCCAACGUCUGAGUUGGUACAAUUCCGCGCCUUGGUCACACCCUGCAUGCCGACUUGUGAGCCGGUGCAAUGCAAUCAAGCGGAUAUCGGCGGCGAAUUGAAGUCAAUGAGUUCGUACGGACGCAGACGACGUGCGCUAAAUGGGACAGCAUUUGAGGGCGCUGUAUAUACAAGCCACGAACUACAACAACAAUUACUGGAACAACAACAUCAACAACUCAUAAGCCGUCAACGACUUUUACGCCUGCGUAGUAAACGUGCCGCAGUUGCCUCCACCUCGACCAGCCAACCUAGUCAAGAGGAUAUGUUGUUGGUGCAAUCAAUACAGAUCACAGACAAAUUCGGCUUCGAUAAGCAGCGCCAACAGAAGCAUACCAAAACCUUGUCGAAUGAUGACAAUGAGAAGACGCUCAUCGGCGGCAAUGCUGAGUUAGGAUAUUGCGUUAAUGCGAUCGGUCUCAUAUUGGCUCUCACCGUUUUUCUGCUGGCUCAAUUGGCUAUAAUCGCUGUCUGGACCUACUUGCGUCAGCGACGACGAAAGCCUGCCGUUAGAGAAAGACCUAGCAGUUCGAAAGCAUAUGCCACACGUGGUGGCAACUCUACAAAAAGCUCAACAGCAAUGAGCAAAAGCUCUACAAGCACGCGAACAGAGUCGCUAUGCAAAGUUUACGACCGAGCUUUCGACGGACGACACGGCAGGCAAUUUUAAUUGCAUUUGAGAUAUUUCUUCAAUGAAAAAACAAAAAUUUUGCAGAAUGGACUAAGUGGUGAAUAAUUACUUCU
Molecule: messenger RNA, 2704 nt
Organism: Bactrocera neohumeralis
Lineage: Eukaryota; Metazoa; Arthropoda; Insecta; Diptera; Tephritidae
Exons: 7
Coding region: 36-2630 (864 amino acids)
Source: RefSeq, a predicted model, not a curated record